Pseudophryne corroboree (corroboree frog) is the source of this 1351-nucleotide messenger RNA. It is a transcript of the gene LAPTM4A, whose product is annotated as lysosomal protein transmembrane 4 alpha. Lineage: Eukaryota; Metazoa; Chordata; Amphibia; Anura; Myobatrachidae. Gene Ontology annotation, cellular component: lysosomal membrane. The transcript is spliced from 7 exons. The record is from RefSeq and is a predicted model, not a curated record. The coding region runs from base 16 to 801 and encodes 261 amino acids.
CCCACAGCUGUGCGUAUGACGUCACUGCGCUCGGUGACGGAGGAGAAGGAGACGAGAAGCGGAGGAGAAGCGGCUGCUUGGGACAGAGUCACCAUGAAUCUGAAACGGAGACGUGACCUGCUGUACAGCACUCGCUGCUGCGGUUGCUGCCAUGUCCGCACCGGGACCAUCAUCCUGGGCACCAAGUACAUGGUAAUGAAUUUACUCAUGGGCAUUCUCCUGACAGUGAAGGUCACUCAUCCUGAUACUGUGCCGACAGUUGAUAUCCAGUAUGAAGUUAUUGGGAACUACUAUGCUUCAGAGAAAGUGGCUGAGAACGCCUGCGUCCUGUUUGCCAUUUCCCUGCUAAUGUUCACCAUGAGUGCAAUGAUGGUGUAUGGAGCAAUCACCCACCGAGGUGGCUGGCUGAUCCCGUUCCUCUGUUACCAGCUGUUUGACUUUGCCCUGACCUGCCUCCUUGCUAUCAGCUCCAUCACAUACCUGCCAGGAAUUAAGGAUUAUUUAGAGCAGUUGCCCGAGUUCCCCUAUAAAGAUGACCUGCUGGCCAUGGACUCCAGCUGCCUUCUGUUUAUUGUCCUAGUUGUGGGCGCAUUCAUCAUCAUUCUAAAGGCUUACCUGAUCAAUUGUGUGUGGAACUGCUAUAAGUACAUCGGCAACAGGAAUCUGCCGGAGAUUGCAGUGUACCCAGCGUUUGAAACCCCUCCACAGUACAUCCUGCCCACAUACGAGAUGGCCGUUAAGAUGCCAGAGAAGGAGAAAGACCCUCCGCCGCCUUACCUCCCGGCCGACAAGGAUUUAUAACCUCUCUCCAUCUCUGUUCUCAUACUGCUGUCACCAUGGUCCCUGCAGAAUAACGAAUUCUAAAGACAAAAAGUCCUUUAUUUUUAUGUAACAUGAUGCUUGUAUUGCCUUAACCUUAAAAUAAGGAUGUCUUACACUUUUUUGACAAUCUUACUGAUUAAAGUUUACUGGGGUAGUAGAUGCGGGAAAAUAAAAUGAUUUAGUGGUACAUUUUUCAUUUUUUAUUUUUAGAUUUCAUCUUUUGCUUGUUGUGACUGUUGUCUUCUCAUGCCUUAGCCCCAUCACUUGUGGAGAGCCAGGCGGCAUAUUGCAGAAAAUGCAUUGCUGAUCCUCCCAGCGGUGAGGGGAUGAUGGGAAAACCAGCAAUGUGGGGGGAAGGUUUUAGUUUUCAAUGUUUUUGAUAUUUUACAGCAUGGCGGUAUCAUAAAUGAUUACAAAUGCAGAAAUAUUUAGGACUUGCGUGUGGUCACUGAAGCAUGUCUCUAACCUUUAUGUUCUCCACCUUUUAACUGUGAUGAGAUCAUGCUUUAAUAAAUCUUUCUAGAAAAUG